This is a messenger RNA of Eurytemora carolleeae, 816 nucleotides long. RefSeq names its product protein bfr2. Lineage: Eukaryota; Metazoa; Arthropoda; Copepoda; Calanoida; Temoridae. The coding region runs from base 1 to 816 and encodes 271 amino acids. The transcript has 8 exons. The record is from RefSeq and is a predicted model, not a curated record.
AUGGUCGCUUUUGGGGGUCUCUGGACCCCAAAAGGACCUAAUUUCGGAUGGCUUCUUCUCUGCAAGUCUGCAGCAAAGGAGCUCGGCAGGGGUCAAGCCGGUCCUAUUCGGGUGGAGGGCGGACUUAAAUGUCGGUCCAGAGAAGCAGUUGUAGAAGAUAUAGGUCGAGCCAGUACAAGAAAAUUGGUACCUCUGAUCUCAAACGAAGAACAAUUUGACAAUUUGAACAAGGAUGACCCGGUCCCUCGGGCAAGUCGGUCUAGGAGAACGUUGGAGAGUACGCCAAAGAAACGUGCACUGAGUGCGCUCGAGUCGGUCAAGUGGGACAAUGAUAAGGAAAAUCAAGAUAGCGACGAGGACGACGAUGAUGAUGUUGAAAAUGAAAACGAUGCUGAAGAGAUGGGGAGGACAGAGGAAAAGGGGAUCAAAACCCUGAAAAUUAUCCAGCUUGGCACUGAGGAGGUCAAGAAGUACGCAAUCCUGAACAAGAAGGAUGGGGAGGAGGACAGUGACGAUGAUGACGACUUUGAUCGAGAGGAUCGGGAUAUCAGCUUUAAUCAUGAUGAUGAUGGACGUGAAACUAACGAGGAAAUGGAGAAAUGGUUGGACAACUACACAGAUAGGAUACCAGAGGAGACUACUAUUAAGGUCGCUAAAAAGUAUCCUUCCAAAAACAAGUUUCCCUGUCCUAAAUGUCCAAAGAUUUGGAAUUGGCCCUGGGAGCUGAGACGCCAUCUUGUUAUUCAUUUUAAACCUCAGAAGUUAGACGCAAACACUGGACACGGGGUUAGUUUUAGUUCAAUUUUUGCUCGCUAG